Messenger RNA from Zophobas morio, 1179 nucleotides. Its product is annotated as procathepsin L-like. The transcript is spliced from 4 exons. The record is from RefSeq and is a predicted model, not a curated record. Gene Ontology annotation, biological process: positive regulation of peptidase activity; positive regulation of apoptotic signaling pathway; immune response. Gene Ontology annotation, molecular function: cysteine-type endopeptidase activity; cysteine-type endopeptidase activator activity involved in apoptotic process. The coding region runs from base 115 to 1122 and encodes 335 amino acids. Gene Ontology annotation, cellular component: lysosome. Lineage: Eukaryota; Metazoa; Arthropoda; Insecta; Coleoptera; Tenebrionidae.
GUGGAAGGGGGCUCUUAAUCUCCAUUACAAAUUUGAAUCUCACCAAUUUUGUAUUCGCGAUCAUUUUCUGUUUUGUGGUCGAGGUGAACAGAACAGUCGAACAACAAGAGAACAAUGAAGUUCCAAAUUUUCCUAUCCGUUUGUGUGAUUGGCAGCCAGGCAGUGUCGUUUUCCAACUUAGUACAAGAACAAUGGGCCGCUUACAAGCUUACUUACAACAAACAAUACCCAGGCGAAAUCGAAGAACGUUUUCGCAUGAAAAUUUUCAUGGAAAACUCCCACAAAGUCGCCCAACAUAACAAAUUGUACGCCCAGGGAUUGGUCACUUACGAAAUGGGUAUCAAUAAAUACUCCGACAUGCUGCACCAGGAGUUCAUCCAGAUCAUGAACGGUUUCAAUAGAACCGCAAUGAGUGGAAGCGAGAUAGAAGAUGGCGUCACGUUCAUCCCUCCUGCUAACGUGGAAGUCCCAGCCUCCGUGGACUGGAGGAAGAAAGGGGCGGUUACAGGAAUAAAAGACCAAGGACAGUGUGGAUCAUGCUGGGCUUUCAGCGCUACGGGCUCCUUGGAGGGGCAAAACUUCCGCAAAACCAAGAAACUGGUGUCCCUAAGCGAGCAAAACCUUGUGGACUGCUCCCAAAAAUUCGGCAACAAGGGUUGCCAAGGUGGUUUGAUGGACUACGCUUUCCUGUACAUCAAGGCUAACAAAGGCAUCGACACCGAAAAGUCGUACCCGUAUAAGGCUGAGGACGAACGGUGCCACUACAACCCCAAGAACAAGGGGGCUACGGAUCGCGGUUUCGUGGACAUCGCGGCUGGCGACGAGGAUGCGCUCCAGAAGGCGGUUGCUACGGUUGGACCGAUUUCGGUCGCUAUAGAUGCUAGCCAUGAGAGCUUCCAGCAGUACCAGAGCGGGGUGUACUACGAGCCGGAGUGCAGCGAGGAUCUGCUGGACCACGGAGUCUUGGCUGUGGGGUAUGGGACCGACAACAAGGGUAACGACUACUGGAUUGUUAAGAACUCGUGGGGAGAGAGCUGGGGGGCUCAAGGGUACAUCCUGAUGGCCCGCAAUCGCAAAAAUAAUUGUGGAAUUGCCACGGCGGCCAGUUAUCCUCUGGUUUAAGUCGCUACUGAGGUCGUAGUUUGAAGAAGUAGGUUAAGUUUUUAAUGCCUUUUGUAU